This is a messenger RNA of Triplophysa dalaica, 1348 nucleotides long. RefSeq names its product ceramide-1-phosphate transfer protein (gene cptp). The record is from RefSeq and is a predicted model, not a curated record. Gene Ontology annotation, biological process: intermembrane lipid transfer; ceramide transport. Lineage: Eukaryota; Metazoa; Chordata; Actinopteri; Cypriniformes; Nemacheilidae. Gene Ontology annotation, molecular function: ceramide 1-phosphate binding; ceramide 1-phosphate transfer activity. Gene Ontology annotation, cellular component: cytoplasm; cytosol; membrane.
GCAGAAAGGAAGCAAAUACAGGAAGAAGGGAUCGAAGGCAGCUAAAUCUUCCCAAUGAAUCACUAACACGAUUUUUAAAAGAUUAAUUUUGAGAAUUAUAAAGAAUAUAAGGUAUUUAAGUGAAAGCGAAAGGUUACAAAUUCGAGUUAGCUUCCGUGUGGUAGUUAUAUAAGAAACGUAAGAAAUGGCAGAGGCAUUCAGUCUUCAGAAAGUAUUAGAAACAUUCAGAUCAUGUCUAAGUGAGAAAAAGGAGAUUUACAUGAAAUAUUAUCUAGCAGGAUGGCAAGAGCUGGUCAGCUUCAUGAAUACCCUGGGGAAUGUGUUUUCCUUCAUCUCCAAGGAUGUGGUCAGCAAGGUUCAGAUCCUAGAGAACUUACUUACGGGUGAAAAUGGAUCCCACUAUGUAACCGUCCAGUCCAUGGUGAAGUAUGAACUGGAAAACAACCUUGUGGACAUCACCAAAAGAGGAAACCACACAGAAUCAGGUUGCCGUACUCUUUUGAGACUACACAGGGCUCUACGCUGGCUGGAGCUUUUUCUCGACAGUCUACGAACCAAAGAGGACAACAAAACCUCUGUCAUGUGCUCUGAUGCCUAUAAUGAGUCUCUGGCUCAGCACCACCCCUGGCUGAUCCGCAAAGCUGUCGGCGUGGCAUUCUGUGCUCUUCCAGGGCGUGACACAUUCUUUCAAGUGAUGAAUGCAGGUGAUCAUAAGCAGGUGGUAGCUCUGUUAGGAGAAUCACUACCCCUUAUCUCUGAAGUAUACCAGAUCACAGAAGACUUGUUUGCCAAAAACAACCUCCUGGAGUUACCAUAGAAGCAUGACAAAUGCAGUUACUCUUUACUUGGGUAAUCGAUACAUGUCCUUAUGGCACAUACUCACUUUACUACAAAUAUACAUGUGUGUGGCUGUCUUUCUGUUUUAAAAUGUUGAUUUGAUUUACUUAAGGAGAUUUAAUGGACCAAUACAAAAGGCAGACGAAUCCAUCCGUUUUAAGGAUUAUGAAAAUUCUUGAAAACAAAAGGUUCUGUCUUCUUUGUGUACCAACUACAGUUUUCUUUUGUUGGUCAAGUGGGCAUUAAAAUCACUGUAUUUUAAUAUAUUUAAAAAUCUAAAGAACAAUUUUUUUUAUUCAAAGGGGAAGAAUGUAUAUGAUGUGUGUUUAAUGUACAUUACUUAGGGCAGUAUAUAUUUGAAUUCCAAAUAUGUAAUGAACAAGUUUUCUUUGUUACAUAUUUUGCUGUUAAUACCUUUAUUUCUAUAUUAUUGUACUUGGCUGCAAAAGGGAAACUCCUGAUAUGUAAAGCUUUAAAGUAACAACGUAAUAAAAUAUAAUGUUCUGGGAAA